Molecule: messenger RNA, 3672 nt
Organism: Gossypium arboreum
Lineage: Eukaryota; Viridiplantae; Streptophyta; Magnoliopsida; Malvales; Malvaceae
Product: phototropin-1
Exons: 24
Coding region: 426-3506 (1026 amino acids)
Biological process (GO): protein phosphorylation
Cellular component (GO): plasma membrane; cytoplasm; nucleus
Molecular function (GO): ATP binding; protein serine/threonine kinase activity
Source: RefSeq, a predicted model, not a curated record
CAAAAAAGAAAAAAAAAGUCUUGAUCGCUUUUAUGAUGAUGAUAAAUCAUGGAACUAUACGAAUUAUCCUUAAAAAAAAAAAAAAAAAGCUUUUGGGUGCUUAUUGGUGAGACUGAGACACCCCAAGAAAACAAAGAAAGUCCUGAAAUUAGGACAUGUUUCAGAAAUUUGCUUCUGUUUUUUUUCUGCUGAUUCCGGUUUUGCUCUAUUGUUGGUUUUUUUUUUUUUGUUUUUUUUUGACAACCCAUUUCCAGACUGUAAAUUCCAAACACAAAGCAUCACUCAAAUACUCAAUCAGUGAGGAAAGUGAGAGUGAGUGAGUGAUUGAUUUUCUUUUUCUGGGGAAAAUAUUUUAGAUACAAGAAAACAAACACCCCCCCCUAUAUUAUAGGGAUUCAUGAUUGAGUUAUAGGGAUUCGAGCUUAAUGGGCCAUGUGAAUUUUAUGCCCAGAGACUUCAACUUGUCAUCAGCUCAGUUCACUUCAGAAAUGGAAUCAACGGAAAAAUCAUCCAAGCAAUCAAAUUUGAUCCCACCAUUGCCAAGGGACUCAAGGGGAUCACUAGAAGUGUUUAAUCCAUCAACUUUCUCGACCCGACCCGUUAACCCAGCAUUUCGCCCUCAACCCAUUUGGGAAAACUUGAUAGAGCAACGUGAUAGUACCGCGGAAGAAGCUGACACUCGCACUUCCGAGCUCGAAUCCAAGUCGGGUCGGGCCGAAGAAAUAAUAACAUCAUGGAUGGCACUCAAGGAACCGAACGCUCCUGCUCCGUCGCCCGCCCUGUCUUCAUUAGCAUCAUCACCGCUCGUUUGUAACAUCACUGCGAGCCCGAAACCUUCGGAUGAAGCCGGGGUGGCUGCAAAGAGAGCUGCGGAAUGGGGGCUGGUACUGAAAACGGAUAACGAAACGGGUAAACCGCAGGGAGUUGGUGUUAGGAAUUCGGGCGGGGAUGAGCCGAACUCCAAACCGGGUACUUCUCGUAGGAACUCGAAUAAUUCGGUUCGGAGCUCCGAAGAAUCGGAUAAUGAACACAGCAAGGAGAGAGGGUUCCCUAGAGUAUCGGAGGACUUAAAGGAUGCAUUAUCAACGUUUCAACAAACGUUUGUUGUUUCGGAUGCUACCAAACCCGAUUACCCGAUUCUUUACGCAAGUGCCGGGUUUUUCAGGAUGACUGGAUACACUUCUAAGGAGGUCAUAGGCAGGAAUUGUCGGUUUUUACAGGGAGCGGGUACGGACCCUGAAGAUGUGGCGAAGAUUAGGGAAGCAUUGCAGGCAGGGAGAAAUUAUUGUGGGAGAUUGUUGAAUUACAAGAAAGAUGGGAAGCCUUUUUGGAAUCUUCUUACAAUUGCACCCAUCAAGGACGAAAAUGGAAAAGUAUUAAAGUUCAUUGGAAUGCAAGUGGAGGUGAGCAAGCAUACGGAAGGGGCCAAGGAAAAGAUGACGCGACCCAAUGGAUUGCCCGAGUCUUUGAUUCGAUACGAUGCCCGGCAAAAGGACAUAGCUGCCGGGUCAGUCACUGAGCUGGUGGAAGCAGUGAGGAAACCUCGUUCACUCAGUGAAUCAUCAAAUGGUCCUUUCACUAGAAAAUCAGGCGGUGAUGAUGAUGGUGAAGGAGCAGUAUCCAUGGGAAGGCGAAACUCAGAAAACGUACCUCCACAUAGAAGGAACUCCAAUGGGGGUAUUCGAAUGUCAAUGGAACGUAUCAGUGAAGUCCCAGAAAAGAAACCCAGAAAAUCUAGCCGUCUUUCUUUCAUGGGGCUUAUGAGGAAAAGCCAGAAUACGGCUGACAGCUUUGACAAUAGUCUAUUGGUGGAUGCUGAUGAGGAUGAAAGUGAUUAUGAUGAUGAUGAUGAGAGGCCUGACAGUGUUGAUGACAAAGUUAGACAAAAGGAAAUGAGGAAGGGUAUUGAUUUGGCCACCACACUUGAACGUAUAGAGAAAAACUUUGUCAUUACUGAUCCAAGGUUGCCUGAUAAUCCCAUUAUCUUUGCAUCUGAUAGCUUCUUGGAGCUGACAGAGUACAGUCGUGAAGAAAUACUGGGCAGAAACUGCAGGUUUCUACAAGGCCCUGAAACUGAUCCAGCUACUGUAAGGAAGAUUCGAGAGGCAAUCGAUAACCAGACAGAAGUAACUGUGCAGCUAAUCAACUACACUAAGAGUGGCAAGAAGUUCUGGAAUCUGUUCCAUCUACAGCCUAUGCGUGAUCAGAAGGGAGAAGUUCAGUAUUUUAUCGGAGUGCAGCUAGACGGCAGUGCCAAAGUCGAUCCACUUCAUAAUAGUAUUCCUGAUACUGCUGCACAAGAGGGUCAACAACUGGUGAAACAAACUGCAGAAAAUGUUGAUGAAGCAGUGAGGGAACUUCCGGACGCCAACAUGAAUCCAGAAGAUUUAUGGAUGAGUCAUUCCAAGGUGGUUCACCCUAAACCUCACAGAAAGGAUAGUCCCUCUUGGAAAGCUAUUCAAAAGGUACUUGAUAGUGGAGAAAAGAUAGGUCUAAAACAUUUUAGGCCCGUAAAACCAUUGGGAUCAGGGGACACUGGCAGUGUUCAUUUGGUGGAACUGUGUGGCACUGGCCUGUACUUUGCGAUGAAAGCUAUGGAUAAAGGUGUUAUGCUGAAUCGAAACAAGGUGCAUAGAGCUUGUGCAGAAAGAGAAAUUCUUGAUAUGUUGGACCACCCUUUUCUUCCAGCAUUAUAUGCAUCAUUUCAGACCAAAACACAUAUUUGUUUGAUUACGGAUUACUGUCCUGGUGGUGAACUUUUCAUGCUUUUGGAUAGACAACCAACGAAGGUCAUGAAGGAAGAUGCAGUAAGAUUUUAUGCUGCAGAGGUGGUUGUUGCAUUGGAGUACCUUCACUGUCAAGGGAUUAUAUACAGAGAUUUGAAGCCUGAAAAUGUUCUACUCCAGGACAAUGGGCAUGUAGCCUUGACCGAUUUUGAUUUAUCUUGCUUGACGUCUUGCAAACCUCAGCUGCUGAUUCCAGCUACAGAUGAAAAGAAGAAACGGCAGAAAAGCCAACAGAAUCCGAUCUUUAUGGCCGAACCAAUGCGUGCAUCGAACUCUUUUGUGGGAACCGAAGAGUAUAUUGCUCCGGAAAUUAUCACUGGGGCAGGCCAUACCAGUGCAGUAGACUGGUGGGCUCUAGGCAUUCUUCUAUAUGAAAUGCUGUAUGGAUAUACACCAUUCAGGGGAAAGACACGACAGAAGACAUUUGCCAAUGUUCUUCAAAAAGACCUUAAAUUCCCCAAAAGUAUACAAGUGAGUCUGCAUGCAAAGCAGUUAAUGUACCGCUUAUUGCAUAGAGAUCCAAAGAACAGAUUAGGUGCACGUGAAGGGGCCAAUGAAAUCAAGCGACAUCCAUUCUUUAAAGGUGUAAAUUGGGCUCUCGUUCGCUGGAUGACUCCACCUGAGCUUGAAGUUCCCAUCUCUGCAACUGAAUUAACUACGAAGGAAGAAGAUAAAGCAAUGGACCCUCAAUUACAGGACUUACAAACUAAUAUUUUCUGAGAAGCUUGGAAUGCUUUAUCACUUCACCAUUAGAGGCUUCUGGUUUUAUAGAUGUUGUGUGUUUCUCUCAUGCUAGCAUUAUGUUGUAUUCUCCUUUUUCCUUUUUUGGGAUUAAAAUGUAAUUUUCCUGUUGAUUGGUAAAUAAAAAUCAGUUUGUUCCUUUUAA